Molecule: messenger RNA, 1232 nt
Organism: Psylliodes chrysocephalus
Lineage: Eukaryota; Metazoa; Arthropoda; Insecta; Coleoptera; Chrysomelidae
Source: the annotation of a GenBank genome assembly
UAUUAUAAAUUAAAGUGAAGCUCUAAUUUGAAUCAGUUCUUGGUAAAAAGGAGUGUCUUACCGAAGUCAAAAUGAAUUGGAUAGUGUUAUUUUUUGGUGCAUUUUUAAUUUUGGAAUGUAAUUCACAAGGCGUACAACUAAUUGCCCAAGCUACCGAUAAGUUGAGUGUCAAAGUAUAUAAUUUAAUGAAAUCCACCUCAUUCAAUUUUGUGUACAGCGCCUUCGCAACAGAUGUCAUGUGUUCUCUAAUAGCCAAUGGUGCCAAAGGCCAAACGAAAUCUGAAUUGCUGACCACUUGCGCUUUGCCAACAAAUCAGCAGACGAGAGAUCAAGCUUUUAAACAACUUAUUAACAAAUUUACUGUUAACACCCCUACAUUGAAAUUACGACAAGUUAACAGAAUAUAUCCCGCAAAUAAGUUUGUUAUAUUGCCAGCGUUUAGAAGCAAUGCCCUUAAUUUUUACAAUACUGAAAUCCAAAGUUUGAAUUACCAUAACACCUUCGCUGCUGAUGCAAAUACUAACAGUUGGGUCCAAAAUUGUACCGAUAACCUAAUUAAAAAUACUGUCAACCCAGCAAUCUUGAAACCAACCACCGAGAUGAUUAUAGCAAACAUAAUAUACAUUAGCGGGCAAUGGGCCAAUCCCUUUCCAAAGGCCAACACCAAAAAAUCUACGUUUCAUCAAGGUGGUUCCAAGACUAAGUCAAUCGAUUUCAUGACUACAAUAACAAACGUUAAGUACGCGGAAAAUGUUGCAUUGAAAGCUGACUUUUUGGAGCUAGAUUUAAAAAACAGCGAUAUUAGCGUUGUGAUUAUUUUGCCUAAAAAUGGCGUCGAUCUAAAAGAAAUAGAAAGUAAUAUAGAAAAAUAUUUGGGUGUACACGAUUUCCAAACUACCGCUGUUAAAAUAAGUCUACCGAAGUUCAGUAUUUCUAGUAUAUUAGCUGAUCCUGCUCUACCAAAAAAGUUGGGUGUAGUCAAAUUGUAUUCAAAAGAAGCUGAUUUAACUGGAAUAGCUCCAGUGGGACAGCUGUAUACAGAUGUGGCCAUCCAAAAAAAUGUUAUCACAGUAAGCGAGGGUGGCAUAAAUUUUCCGUUCGAGAAUGAGGUUGUUACAGGAUCUCAAGUUCUAGAAGAAAAACGUGUUUUUAAUGCUGACCGCCCCUUCAUAUUUUACAUCGAGGACAAAUCCACCAAAGUUAAAUUGUUCUUGGGAAGGUUCGGAGGUUAA